GUUCCCAAGAGGAUGAGCGAUCCUUCAGCCAUUUCAGGAAGGUAAACUCGCCUAUCGCCGACUCCGCACCGGCAAACAUGCUCCGGCAUGCUUAUCGGCCUCAUGCAGAUGGACUCUCCCUCAACUCUCGACGCGCAACCUCGACCAUUGGUAUUUGAAUGUUCCACUUCAUUCUUCCAUCCAUCUACCCUUCUCCUUCAUCUGAGUUGCAUUUGAGUCCUUCAAGCGGCUAGUCAUCAACCCAAGGCCAAUGACGGUCCGCAAAGCUGUUCCCGUCCCCGCGGACCCCGCGACCCAUCUACCGCAGCGUCCGUCGCCGCCGCGGCAAAGGGCCGAUGCCGCACAUGCCAUCCCGGAGAAGCUCAUCAAGCCGUGGAAGCUUCCAAGGCAAAACACCUAUUUGUUCGUCAACGCCAACGUUGUCGACACCGCCGCCGGCGUCAUCAUCGAGAACACGACCGUCAAGAUCUCUGACGGGCUGAUCGAGAAAGUAGGCGGGGGAGGAGGAGGAGGAGGAGGAGGAGAAGACCUUGAAAGCAUCUCCGGAGACGCCGUCGUCGUCGACCUGCGCGGCAAGUACCUUUCGCCGGGCCUCAUUGACUGCCACGUCCACGUCACCUCCGUUCCCGGCGAGGCCGGCCUCGACGGCGGCUUCGGCAUGGACGCCGCCGUCUCCCACUUCAGACAGCCCUUCGUGUGCGGCCGCAUCCUGAGCAAGGGCUUCACGACGGUCCGCGACACCGGCGGCGCCACGCGCGCCCUCGUGGAAGCCGUCGAGGACGGCGUCUUCCCCGGCCCGCGGCUCUUCAUCGCCAACAAGGCCCUGUCGCAGACGGGGGGCCACGGCGAUCGGAGGGGCGUGCACGACCACUCCGGCUUGUGCUGCGGCGGCGGCAGCGGCGCCGCCGGCCUCUCUGUGGUGGUGGACGGCGUGCCGGAGUGCAUCAGGGCCGCCAGGGAGCAGCUCAGGACGGGCGCCGACUUCAUCAAGAUCAUGGUCGGCGGCGGCGUCGCCUCGCCAACCGACCGCAUCGAGAACGUGCAGUUCACGGCGGACGAGAUCCGCGCCAUCAGCGAGGUCGCGCGCAGCUACGGCACCUUCGUCACCGCCCACGCCUACACGCCCCGGGCGAUCCGCCACGCCGUCGACAACGGCGUCGCCGGCAUCGAGCACGGGAACCUCCUCGACGCCGACACGGCCGCGUACAUGGCCGCCAGGGGCGUCUGGCUGACGCCGACGCUCGUCACGUACGACGCCAUGGGGUCCAACCGGUACGCCGGGUUCCUGCCGCCCGCGAACCAGCGCAAGAACCGCGAGGUCCUCGAGAGCGGGCUGCGGUCGCUGCGCCUCGCCGCCGACGCCGGCGUCGUCAUCUGCCACGGCUCGGACCUGCUCGGCCCCCUGCAGGCGGAGCAGAGCAGGGAGUUCGGCAUCCGCCGGCGGGCGCUCGGCGACCUCGAGGUGCUGCGGUCCGCGACGGUCAACGCCGCGAGGAUGCUCCGCCAGGAGGAGUUCCUCGGGCAGGUCAAGGGAGGGUUCGCCGCCGACCUGGUCGUGCUGAACGGGAACCCGCUGGAGGACGUGUCGAUCCUGGACGAGCCCGAGAAGAGCGUGCUGGCGGUGAUCAAGGACGGGAGGGUCUACACCAGCCGAUGGAGCAGAUUGCCGGAGGACGUCACGGAGCCCCCGGCGCUCAUCGAGUGAAGGUUUCCCUCGCUUUGUCGAUGUUAUAGCGUCUUGGGCCAUGCCACUGUGGCUUUCCAUCAACACUGAGCCAGUCACGCUCUACACCUUGAGGAGACCCCUUCCAUGCACAUCACCAGUGUCGCAUCAUCCGCAUCUCACACCACCGGUCCAUCAUACCC
Messenger RNA from Colletotrichum destructivum, 1866 nucleotides. RefSeq names its product Putative metal-dependent hydrolase, composite domain superfamily. The coding region runs from base 251 to 1705 and encodes 484 amino acids. NCBI's taxonomy places the organism in Eukaryota, Fungi, Ascomycota, Sordariomycetes, Glomerellales, Glomerellaceae. Gene Ontology annotation, molecular function: hydrolase activity, acting on carbon-nitrogen (but not peptide) bonds. The transcript has a single exon. The record is from RefSeq and is a predicted model, not a curated record.